Molecule: messenger RNA, 1114 nt
Organism: Alnus glutinosa
Lineage: Eukaryota; Viridiplantae; Streptophyta; Magnoliopsida; Fagales; Betulaceae
Product: secretory carrier-associated membrane protein 4
Exons: 12
Coding region: 131-940 (269 amino acids)
Biological process (GO): protein transport
Cellular component (GO): recycling endosome membrane; trans-Golgi network membrane
Source: RefSeq, a predicted model, not a curated record
CGCGUAGGAAACAAGCGGAACAAAGAGUGACCCUCUGUCUACCCACUCACACCUCUCUCUCAGGGUGUGAAUUCGGAGCUUCUUUUCUGCAAAAAUUUAGGGAUCUGAAAAGUAGGGAGAGAGAGAGACGAUGAAUCGGCACAACGAUCCCAAUCCAUUUGAUGAGGAAGAGGUCAAUCCCUUCUCGAAUGGAGCUGCUGCUCCUGGGUCAAAGCCGCGCAUUCCACCAUUGGGAUCUGGAACCCUGGGCUUUGGGCAGAAACAUGAUGCAACAGCGGAUAUGCCAUUGGAUACAAUGAGUGAUUCCAAGAGCAGAGAGAAAGAGCUUGCUACUUGGGAAGCAGAUCUUAAAAGGAGGGAAAAGGACAUAAAGCGGAGAGAAGAUGCUGUUGCCAAAUCUGGCGUCCCUGAUGAUGAUAAAAAUUGGCCUCCAUUUUUUCCAAUUAUUCAUCAUGAUAUAGCUAAUGAAAUACCAGUUCAUGCUCAAAGGCUGCAGUAUUUGGCUUUUGCAAGUUGGUUAGGUAUAGUUCUUUGUCUUGUUUUUAAUGUGAUCGCUGUGAUUGUCUGCUGGAUCAAAGGCGGGGGUGUCAAAAUAUUUUUCCUUGCGACAAUCUAUGUUCUACUUGGAUGCCCCCUUUCAUAUGUGCUGUGGUACAGGCCUCUCUAUCGUGCUAUGAGGACGGAUAGUGCUUUGAGGUUCGGUUGGUUCUUCCUGUUCUACUUGAUUCACAUUGGGUUUUGUAUUUUCGCUGCUAUUGCGCCUCCGGUUGUCUUUCAUGGGAAGUCAUUGACGGGAAUCCUUGCAGCAAUCGAUGUCUUUGAUGACCAUGUAUUGGUUGGGAUAUUCUACUUAGUUGGCUUUGCCUUGUUUUGCUUGGAGUCGCUUCUAAGCUUAUGGGUAGUUCAGAAAAUUUACUUGUAUUUCAGGGGGAACAAGUGAGAUGAUUUUGGGGUCGUGAUCCAAUUGGAGUUGUACAAUAUCGCUGCUUGUUAGGGUGGCUUAGUAUAUCCUUCAUUCUCCUAUUACAUUGUUUGUUUCUUUGUGAUGAUUGUAUGAGUUGAUUCAAAGAUUAGUAAUAUGCUAAAGAGAUCCUAGGAGUUCAAAGUUUUCACA